UUAAAUAGACGGAAAUACAAAAUCGGGAAGUGAGGUAUAAAGAGGUGCAGAAACCGCGCACGCACUACGUGAGUUGAAUCUUCUGCCCACCCGCGGAACUGUUGAACCGUCACUUGGUCACUCAAACGCGUGAAAGCACUGACAGAUUUAAUCAGAUACAUGUAAACAGGGUCAGGGUAUCUUCGAUUACGAGCUGUUAGUUAAAAAUACCCGGAUUCCUUUUGGCCUUGAGUGCUUUGAGGAACGCUUACUACACUGCUACGAGAAGAGCUUAUAAGGUUGAAUUGAAGGGCAGAAUUCUCGACAGAGAUCUCGGCGGUCUUCAUGAUUUUAAUGGCGCGAAGACGAAGCGCGCUUCCAGUGAUUACAGAACCGACAAUAGAUCCAGAACAUCUAACGGCUUUACAAGCGCUAGCGGAGGAGUCUCAACGAAGAAAUUCCACGAACUCCAUUCGUUUGAGUGAACAUGGCGGCAACAAGUUGGUUGUUAAUUCAAAUGGAGAAGGAAGUUUGGAGGACGCAGGUCAAGCUACGGAGCGAUACAAGCUGUCAGUUGUGGGAGAUAGCGAAUGUGGCAAAACAAGUCUCCUUAAUGCUCUUGUUAAGAGCGACUUUGAUGCCGAGGAGUCUUGCAUAUUUGACGAAUGCGUAACAGACAUAACAACAGAGGAGAGCAGAUUGGAGGUUAUGUUAUGGGAAAUAUCUGGCUUGGAGGACUAUGAGAGUAUAAGAAGGGAGAUGUACCGCGAUUCUGACGUCAUCCUAAUCUGUUUUGACAUUGGUCAUCCGCCAUCUUUGCAGAGCGUCGUUAACAAGUGGGUGCCUGAAGUCAACAGCGCAUGCCCAGGAGUACCGUACCUGCUGAUUGGCUGUAAAAAUGACUUGCGCACUGACUCGGCGCUGCAGUUCUAUCUGACGGUACCAGGACAGGAGCCAGACGAAGGUGACAGCAUCAGCAGAAUGAGGGCUGUUUCAGUUGCCCAGUCUAUAGGAGCGCGUGACUACGUGGAAUGCUGUGCCAAAACACGUUGGAAUGUCAAAGAAGUGUUCAAGAGUGCUGCGGACGCUAUUCUUCACAAGGACGACAAGGAAGACGGAAAAUCGCCGGAAGAGACUAACAAAUCUCAGUCGGUACUUCGGAGAUUUUCGUGGUUUAAUCGGAGGUCUUCGUCGGGCUCCGCCGAUAUCAGUGACUGUAACACCGUUGCUCGUUCAGUGUCGGGUAGUAGAAGACUUUCACUGUUUACGACGAGCUGACCAUCGGUGGAACUUAGGCCUCUUUAGUUCGUUGGCGGCAUUGUCGUUUCGAGUCACGUGCUGAGGUCGUUAUCUUGUUGACGUCACUGAUAAGAGCAUGCUCAAGGCCUGGGAAUUAGGCCCAGGCAUUGGUGAAAGAGCUGAUCGGGGAAAAUCAUGACGACAUUUUUCAGUGUUCUUCAGUCAUUAGGGAGCUUAAGCAACGACGACGACGACGCCGAGGACGACGACUAGUAAAAAAUGAAUUUAUAUUUUACAAGCGAAACUUGCGAUUGUCUUGAUCUGUUGGGUACGCCAAUGGCUCUAAAAACGUGCUUAAGCUAAAUAUGCAAUGACGGCGUUCAGUUCCAACUGGAAAUA
Messenger RNA from Orbicella faveolata, 1617 nucleotides. RefSeq lists its product as uncharacterized. The record is from RefSeq and is a predicted model, not a curated record. Gene Ontology annotation, molecular function: GTPase activity; GTP binding. Gene Ontology annotation, biological process: small GTPase-mediated signal transduction. NCBI's taxonomy places the organism in Eukaryota, Metazoa, Cnidaria, Anthozoa, Scleractinia, Merulinidae.